This is a messenger RNA of Camelina sativa (false flax), 810 nucleotides long. RefSeq lists its product as uncharacterized. Lineage: Eukaryota; Viridiplantae; Streptophyta; Magnoliopsida; Brassicales; Brassicaceae. The record is from RefSeq and is a predicted model, not a curated record.
AUCUAAAACACUCCCAAGUAUCAUCACUCCACAACUAAUAAAAAUCACAAGAUCUCGCUUUUGUUUUCAGCAAAAUUUUACUAAAAUCACUCUUCAAGACCAGAUAUGGCCGUUCGAUCAACAGGUUACUUGAAAAGCAUGGUGCAAAGGUUAAGAACUUACACCGCUCCUACAAUACCAAGAUCCAAAGCGUAUUCUACUGCGGCGAUCGAGUACGGUGGUCAGAGAACCUCCACGACGACGGCGGCUACAAAAGCUGACUUCACACCUGUUUACGUCUCCAUAGGAUUGAUCUCAUUGUCUGUAACGUUCGGUGUUUACACUGCGUAUCUUCAUCUACACGAAAACCCUGGCGUGCGUGUCAACAAGAAGAUAAGAGAGACUGUCCCCGAGAUUGAAGAUCCCGAUCGAGUUCUAAACGAAGCGGACCGAUUCGCCAACAGGUCGUGGUUUAGGAAAAUAGCUCACGUUCAAGAGUUUGACAAGCAGGAUGUGAUUUCCGAUCCAAUCAGGAAAGACCAGUUCGCUCACAAACCUCGUGCCUUGACGCUAAAGGAUGUCGGAGUUGAUCCUAAGAUGCAUGCGGCUCACUAAUUAAGCUUCAUUUAAUGAUGUGUUUUUUUGUAAUUCCUUGUUUCUUUCCUAUAAUAAAACGACUUCCUGUAAGAUGGUCGGAUGGGAUUAAGCUGGUUCAAUCCAAUCCUGUAGUGAGACAACUUCAGUGUUUUUUGUUAUUGUUGUUGUUUUCGAACAGUACUUUGUAAAAUAUAUGGGAUUACUAUAUUUGGUUUAAUCGUGUGUUUUGCUCUA